Messenger RNA from Mercenaria mercenaria, 419 nucleotides. RefSeq lists its product as uncharacterized. NCBI's taxonomy places the organism in Eukaryota, Metazoa, Mollusca, Bivalvia, Venerida, Veneridae. The record is from RefSeq and is a predicted model, not a curated record. The annotation marks the transcript as partial. The transcript has 4 exons. Gene Ontology annotation, molecular function: calcium ion binding; enzyme regulator activity.
GUAACGGCAGAAUAGAAUUUCAAGAAUUCUACUCCUUUAUGCAAGCAGAAAUGUCAAAAAUUAGUGAUGGCGACUUUGCGAAUAAGGAGGAAGUUAUACGAUCAGCAUUUAGAACAUUUGACAAAGACGGAAAUGGUUUCAUUGACGCAAAUGAAUUUAGAAUGGCUAUGAAGAAAUUAGGAGAAAGAUUAACAGAUAAUGAAUUAGAAGAUAUGAUGAAACAGACAGCUGUUGCCGGAGAUGGUAAAGUAAACUAUGAAGGCGCAAAAGAACUCAGAUCAAAUAUACAUGGAAUACAUCCGAAAGCACAUGUGGAUACUUACAGGGACACAGAUAACAGAUACGUGGAAAACAUUCACAGGCGGGUGUGGAUACUAGUACUUAUACGAACGCAGAUCACAAAUACGUGGACUACAUCA